This is a messenger RNA of Grammomys surdaster, 5515 nucleotides long. RefSeq names its product ATPase phospholipid transporting 8B4 (putative) (gene Atp8b4). Lineage: Eukaryota; Metazoa; Chordata; Mammalia; Rodentia; Muridae. Gene Ontology annotation, biological process: Golgi organization; phospholipid translocation. Gene Ontology annotation, cellular component: plasma membrane. The transcript has 28 exons. The record is from RefSeq and is a predicted model, not a curated record. Gene Ontology annotation, molecular function: ATP binding; ATP hydrolysis activity; ATPase-coupled intramembrane lipid carrier activity.
CUGCAUUUGCGUGGGUGUGCGUACUCAGUGGAUACUUGUUUGAGCAAUCUGCAUUGUUGGGAAAGCCCCUUUCUCGGGAAGAAAGUUAGAUCCAGGUUGAGGCCAACACACAUGACGUGGUGAAAACUCAGGGUGAUGAUGUUCUGCAAUAAGAAGAAGCUAGUUGAAGUGGAGCGGGUGGUGAAAGCCAAUGACCGUGACUACAACGAGAAGUUCCAGUAUGCGGACAAUCGUAUCCAUACGUCCAAGUACAACAUUCUCACAUUCUUGCCAAUCAAUUUAUUUGAGCAAUUCCAAAGAGUGGCAAAUGCCUAUUUUCUUUUCCUUCUGAUACUACAGCUCAUUCCAGAAAUCUCUUCCCUGACAUGGUUCACCACCAUUGUGCCACUGGUCCUGGUGAUCUCUAUGACAGCUGUCAAGGAUGCUACUGAUGACUAUUUCCGUCACAAGAGUGAUAAUCAAGUGAAUAACCGGCAGUCUGAAGUGCUCAUUAAUAGCAAAUUGCAGAAUGAAAAAUGGAUGAAUGUGAAAGUUGGGGACAUCAUUAAAUUAGAAAACAACCAAUUUGUCGCUGCUGACCUGCUGCUUCUGUCAAGCAGUGAGCCACAUGGUCUCUGUUACGUUGAAACAGCUGAGCUUGACGGGGAAACAAACCUGAAAGUUCGUCAAGCACUACCUGUCACCUCAGAACUUGGAGCAGAUAUUAGUAGCCUUGCAAAGUUUGAUGGGAUUGUCAUCUGUGAGGCACCUAACAACAAGUUAGACAGAUUCUCUGGGGUCCUCUCUUGGAAGGACAGUAAGCAUACCCUAAGCAACCAGAAGAUAAUCCUGAGAGGCUGUGUCCUGAGGAACACCGGCUGGUGCUUUGGAAUGGUUCUUUUUGCAGGUCCAGACACUAAACUCAUGCAGAACAGUGGUAAGACCAAGUUUAAAAGGACAAGCAUUGACAGACUGAUGAAUACCCUAGUCCUGUGGAUUUUUGGGUUUCUGGUAUGCUUGGGAAUUAUUCUUGCAAUAGGAAAUUCUAUCUGGGAGCGUGAAGUUGGAGACCAGUUCAGAACUUCCCUCUUCUGGAGAGAAGGCGAGAAGAGUUCCUUGUUCUCUGGAUUCUUAACAUUCUGGUCAUAUGUCAUCAUUCUCAACACGCUUGUGCCCAUUUCAUUAUAUGUCAGUGUGGAAGUAAUCCGUCUGGGACACAGUUAUUUUAUAAAUUGGGACCGGAAGAUGUAUUAUGCUGUGAAAGCGAUGCCCGCUGAAGCCCGGACGACCACACUCAAUGAGGAGCUGGGCCAGAUUGAAUAUAUCUUCUCUGACAAAACAGGAACUCUUACUCAAAACAUCAUGACUUUUAAAAAAUGUUCCAUUAAUGGAAGAGUCUAUGUGGGUGAAGUGCCAGAUGACGUGGGUCAGAAGAAAGAAAUAACUAAGAAAAAGGAGGCUAUGGACUUCCCAGGCAAAUCGAAAUCAGAAAGAACACUCCAUUUCUUUGACCACAGUCUGAUGGAAUCCAUUGAGCUGGGGGACCCCAAAGUCCACGAAUUCCUUCGCUUACUGGCUCUCUGCCAUACUGUAAUGUCAGAGGAGAAUAGUGCAGGACAACUGGUUUACCAAGUCCAAUCACCUGAUGAAGGAGCUCUAGUUACCGCUGCUAGAAAUUUUGGGUUCAUUUUUAAGUCUCGAACCCCAGAGACAAUUACAAUAGAAGAACUUGGAACACCGGUUACUUAUCAGUUACUUGCCUUUUUGGAUUUCAACAACAUCCGGAAAAGGAUGUCUGUCAUAGUUCGAAACCCAGAAGGACAGAUAAAACUUUAUUCCAAAGGAGCAGAUACUAUUUUGUUUGAAAAACUCCAUCCUUCCAAUGAAGACCUGCUGUCUGUAACAUCAGACCAUCUCAGUGAAUUUGCAGGGGAAGGCCUCCGAACCUUGGCAAUUGCUUAUCGAGAGCUUGAUGACAAGUACUUUAAAAUGUGGCAGAAGAUGCUUGAAGAUGCAAAUUCUGCCAGUGCUGAGAGGGACGAACGGAUAUCUGGACUGUAUGAAGAAAUUGAAAGGGAUUUGAUGCUAUUAGGUGCCACCGCUGUAGAAGAUAAAUUACAAGAAGGUGUUACUGAAACAGUCUCAAGUCUGUCACUAGCCAAUAUUAAGAUCUGGAUUCUAACAGGGGACAAACAAGAAACUGCCAUCAAUAUCGGGUAUGCCUGCAAUGUGCUGACAGAUGCCAUGGAUGCUUUGUUUGUGAUAACGGGGAACACGGCUGUGGAAGUUCGAGAAGAGCUCAGGAAAGCAAAAGAAAAUUUGCUUGGACAAACCACGAGUUUUUCCAAUGGACAUGCAGUUUAUGAAAACAAGCAGCGGUUGGGGUUGGACGAGGGUGCAGGAGAGGCUGUGACAGGAGAAUAUGCCUUAGUCAUAAACGGCCACAGUUUGGCCCAUGCCCUAGAAAGUGAUGUCGAGAAUGAUCUUUUGGAGCUUGCCUGCGUGUGUAAGACUGUGGUUUGCUGCAGAGUCACUCCACUCCAGAAAGCCCAAGUAGUAGAGUUGGUAAAAAAGCACAGAAAUGCUGUGACUUUGGCCAUUGGUGAUGGGGCCAAUGAUGUCAGCAUGAUUAAAAGUGCCCACAUUGGCAUUGGCAUCAGUGGCCAGGAAGGACUGCAAGCAGUCUUAGCCAGUGAUUAUGCAUUGGCUCAGUUUAGAUAUCUCCAACGGCUGCUUCUUGUUCAUGGAAGAUGGUCCUAUUACAGAAUGUGCAAGUUUUUAUGCUAUUUCUUCUACAAGAACUUUGCGUUCACCCUUGUGCAUUUCUGGUUCGCCUUCUUCUGUGGUUUCUCAGCACAGACUGUCUACGACCAAUGGUUCAUCACUCUUUUUAACAUCGUUUACACGUCACUGCCCGUGUUAGCCAUGGGAAUUUUUGACCAGGACAUAAGUGAGCAGAACAGCAUGGACUGUCCUCAGCUCUAUGAACCUGGACAACUGAAUCUCCUUUUUAACAAACGAAGAUUUUUCAUCUGUGUGGCACAUGGAAUCUACACCUCGUUAGCCCUUUUCUUCAUUCCCUAUGGCGCCUUUUACAACAUGGCUGGAGAAGACGGGCAACACAUUGCUGACUACCAGUCCUUUGCAGUUACUGUGGCCACAUCUCUGGUCAUCGUGGUCAGCAUACAGAUCGCUUUGGACACAAGUUACUGGACUGUAGUUAAUCACGUCUUUAUCUGGGGCAGUGUUGCUACCUAUUUCUCCAUUUUAUUUGCCAUGCACAGUGCUGGUGUCUUUGGAAUCUUCCCACACCAGUUCCCCUUUGUUGGAAAUGCUCAGCACUCUCUGAGCCAGAAGUUUGUCUGGCUCGUGGUUCUCUUGACAGCAGUGACGUCAGUCAUGCCAGUGGUGGCGUUCAGAUUCCUGAAGAUGUAUUUAUACCCAAAUCUGAGUGAUCAGAUCCGUCGGUGGCAGAAGGCUCAGAGAAAGGAAAGGCCUCUACGAAGCAGAAGGCCUCAGACCCGCAGGUCAAGCUCCAGAAGAUCCGGAUAUGCAUUUGCUCACCAAGAAGGCUACGGAGAGCUCAUCACAUCUGGAAAAAAUAUGCGAGCUAAAAGUCCAGCCCCAGCAUCGGGGCUGGAAAAGAUGCUUUAUAAUAACACGAGCUGGAUUGAAAAUUUAUGUAAGAAAACCACAGACGCGGUGAGCAGCUUUACUUAGGAUAAGAUGGUGAAAUUGUGAGUCAAGAUAGACUUGACCACAAAGCCGACUUUUCACCUCAUCUGGGGCUGAGCUUAGGCUGCUCAGGGGCCAAGAGCAGGACAAAUCACAUUGCUUAACUUAAAUCGAUGGCCUCCAGCUGCCAAUGCCUGUCAGAUAGUGAUGUUUUCUGCAGGAUUCCAGGCCAGAUGUGCACUGUCCAAUCAUCUGUGUGUGAUUCUGUGGACCAAGGCCUCAUGGGACAAGUACAGAUUUUUUAUUAACUUAAGCACCGAUCCAUCUGAAUUUUGAAUCUUAUGUAUGGGAAAAAAGGCUUGUAAAUUAAGCAUCUAUGUUGGAUGGGUCUUAGGUAUGUAAAAGCGUACAUUCCAAUGAUGUGUUUCAACCAAAAAUGCAUGUUGACAGAUAUACCACGUAUGUGAAGAGUGCCUUUCUCAGAUGCAAUUGCAGAAUUUAAAGUAUGAAGUGUGGUGCUCUCAGAUUGAGAGUCAGUCUUUCUCUAGACUUGAGCUCCCCUUGCCAGGACAACAAAGCCUUCCAUGGCUGAAGAAUGCAUUAAGAAGUCUGUGGGGUUGUCUGUUUUAAAAACAGGAAUAAAAGCAACCGAUUGUCUCUGCAGAGGGACUGCUAACAUGGUCAGCUUUAUAGAGAGAGUGUUCAGACUGUUCCAUGGGGAGACAAAAUACCAGAGUGGCUCCUCUAUUGUCCCUAAUGUUUCAAUGACUUGUGUGACAAUGUCAGUAGCGAUCUGCUGCCCAUUACACAGAUGGAGGCAGAGCCAGCAGAGUGGUAGAACACCGCCCUUUAUUGACAGUGUUCCAUGCAGCCCAUGGGCAAAUGCUGCUGACAGAUCCCGUUUUAAACACUUGAGAAUUGAAAGGAAGUGAGUCAAUGGCAAUCUCUACUGUUAGUAUUCACUCAGGCUUAGGCCAUUGAGACUCAGUUCCUUUUAGCGUCUAGCUGUCCCGUUUAUGACUCAAACAUCUAAAUGUAUAGAUAUAUAGAUGAAGCUGAUUUUUAAAAUAGACAUCGCAGCCCAGUUUGGUGAUCUAGAGGUGAGUCACUAGUUUAUUUCCUUCAUAAGGUUCUGUGUUCAAAUUGCUGCUGACACUCACCUGUGAUGGGGAGGUAAUGUGCCUUUCCCUUUGACUCGGUUUCCUCCUCUACAAAACGAGGAUGUACUACCUACCUCGAGUGGUUGAUGACCAUCAAGCACAAAUUCUCAAAUCAUCAUAAACACAAUUCUCAUAUGAAUGUGCAGGUUAGGUUUUUAGCUAGCUCAUCAUCAGAGCAGCAGAAAUGAGGUUGCUUAGUACGGCAGAAAGCAAAUAAAACUGUAGCCUGGGGAAUAGAUUUAUCUACAAGGAAGUAAACAAAACCAAACCAAAACCAAACCAACCAAACAAAAAGUCACGUUUUCUAAAAAUCAGCCUUUAGCUCUCUAGCCUUCUUUCUCUGGGUCUCCAUCAAUUGCUGAUCAACCAAAGUGACUUUUCACAAAGAGCUUGUUAAUUUUAUGUGACCUUGAUAGAUGAUGGGUUGGGAUGGUGUUAAUGGGGCAGUGUCUCCUGCCCAAUUGGUCUUGAUUUCUAAGCCUAAUUUUUCCUAAAUGGUACUCAGUGAGAUAAUCUAUAUGCAGUAGCUACUACCUAGAACCUUUGCCCAUAGCAAAUACUUGUAGUGAUUCCUUUUUCUAUACAUAUCUACCUAGAACAAAGGUAAAAUUUUCAUGUCUAAUGGUCAGCUAUGUGUGCUUGUUUAUGUUUUAUAACAAUUUUGAAAACUUUGGAAAUUUCCAGUAAAUGUUUUCCCACCA